This is a messenger RNA of Eucalyptus grandis, 2232 nucleotides long. Its product is annotated as disease resistance RPP13-like protein 4. The transcript has a single exon. The record is from RefSeq and is a predicted model, not a curated record. Lineage: Eukaryota; Viridiplantae; Streptophyta; Magnoliopsida; Myrtales; Myrtaceae. Bases 1 to 2232 code for a protein of 743 amino acids.
AUGUCGUCAGCUUCACACACGGAUCUCUCCCUCCUAGUGGUCUCCGACCCAAUCCCGACUGUUGAGGCCAUCGACAGCAUCAUCCCUUCUCUGCUUUCCCACUUCUCUGAAGUGAAGCAGCGACUUCCGCCCCGGAACAACGACAGGGCCCAAGUCCACCGGAAAGCCGGCGGCCUUCAUGACGACAUCAGCAGAACGACGAGUUUGCCCGUCGAGAGCCGCAGAGACGGAAGCAGCAGCAACGGCAGAGGGGGCAACUCCAGCAAGAAUGAGAAGAAUUUGAGGAAAACCAUCAGCGACGGCGAGGAAGCUGCCAGCGAUUCUCUUCACGAUGAUCAGCUGUUUUAUCAGAUUGAGAGGCUUAUCAGAGACCUCAGUUAUGUCAAGGACGCGUUGGACAAGAAUAGGAAGAUGGAGGACAGUGUCGGCAAGCUGAUCAAGACCCUCUUCGAGCGAAGCAAGAACGCGGCCUUCCUAGGUUCAGCGCAAGCACCUACCCAUGCCAAUUCGGGGAAGAUCCAAGGUCAGCUCUCUGAUCUCGCUGAAAUAGUUACAAAGUUGAAGCUUCAUAUCCCCCCUUCCCACAAGCUAUUGUCCUCGACCUCCGAUGCUUCCAGGGGGAAGCAAGUGGCGGAUGAGUUUGGCGACAAUAAAGAAAUGCCUGACUUAGCGGUAGAGCGGAAGUUCCUCGGUAGUUCGGUUUAUGAGGACUUACGUGCCACCUUUGAGCGGCUCGAUGCCCGAUCAAAGUUGUGUCUGCUGUGUUUUGCUGUGUUUCCUGAGCAUGCUAAGAUCAAGAAGAGGGUCAUGUAUCGCUGGUGGGUUGGGGAGGGGUUAAUUGACUCUUCAAAUAGUGAAGACAAGCCAGUUGGUGAUAUUCUGAAGGAGUUGGUGGAUAUGGGUUUUAUUCAACCGGUGGUCAAGAAACGCAGGAUGGUGACUACGAGUAAAAGCUAUACGAUGUUACCGCUUAUACGGUCUGUGGUGGUGAUUCUGGCCAAGGAAGCGGAGUUUUUCGACUUUGAUUCGAGGGGUUACCCCACACCGAAAUUCUCAAAGUGUCUUAGGUCUUGUUUGGUGGGAUCAAAAGAGGCUUCCUUGCAGACGGCGAUACGAGGGCCUAAUUUGGAACAGCUGCGUACUUUAUUCAAUGUCAACGAGCCUUACCUGGAUUUCAAGGUGGAAUGGUUCUCAGGUAUGAAAAAUAUAAGUUCUCUCUCACUGGGAAGCUGGCGGGGGUCAAAGAAAGAUCAUAUCGAGGUUGAGAACACAGAAUUCCUCCGGGGCAUGAAGAGUAUGAAACAUCUGAAGUUAUUAAGCCUUCAGGGUAUAUCUAGAAUCACCGAGCUACCCGACUCAAUUGGGAAGCUUUAUAAUCUGCGGAUUUUGGAUCUUAGAGCUUGUCACAACCUGGAGUCACUUCCGGAUGAAAUACGUUCCCUUAAGGAGCUCAUAGUCCUAGAUGUCUCUGACUGCUACUUGCUUGAAUAUAUGCCAAAAGGGCUCAGUUUGCUUGUAAAGCUUGAAGUGCUUCUGGGGUUUGUGGUUAGUGAUCUCAAAAGUGGAAGCUAUUGUACUGUCAAUGACUUGGCCAAGCUCAAGAAACUCAGGAAAUUGGGCUUUCGCACAAGCAGUAAGUCUUUCCCAACAGAGAAGGAGUUGAGGACUCUUCAAGAAUUUAAUGUGCUUCGCAAAUUGACAAUUGAAUGGAGUGAGAAUUCUACCUCAGAAAAGGAUAAAGGUACAGAGUCAGCCGGUGAUGAUCCAAUCAAAAGCAAAUGCAUCGAGGGAUUACUUCCAUUCAAGAAAGGCGCUACCCGGAAACCAACAACUGACGAGCUGAAACUUUUCAAAAAUUUGGAGAAACUAGACCUGCUUUGUUACCCUUCGACCAAGCCACCCAAAUGGCUAACGCCUGACAAGCUUGAGAAGCUCGAGUCUCUUUAUGUCAGAGGAGGCUCUCUCCAUUAUUUGUGCCAGGUUCAAGAAGAUAAGGAGGGGAAAGGCCAGGUUCAAGAAGUUAAGGAGUGGAAAGUCAAGACUAUGCGUUUGAAGUAUUUGAAGGAGUUGAAAAUGGAUUGGAGGGAAAUGCGGCAAUCAUUCCCAUAUUUAGUCUGCUUGCAGAUGGUUGAUUGCCCAAGGCUGACCUUGUUCCCAUGCGACAAAAAUGGACUGUGGCUGAAAGAGCAGUUUUCUGAAAGCAUUUACAAGAGAUUUACAACGCAAGCAUGA